UAAUGCUGCAACGUUCCCAUGAAGAGCCAGCAGUUUAUAAGCAGAAACCGUUUGGUUUCGAUUAGGAGAAAGUUUUUCUGUGGCUCAGGGGACACGAAAAUCCCCUUCAUGACAGUAACGCAUCUAAAAGAGUCCAAUUUGGGGAGACAGGGCGAUCUCUGAUAUGGAUCAAGUGCCAUCUGUGCCCAAUUUACUCGCAGGUCGUGGAUUAUUGAAUUUAAUGAUAUGGGUGAUUAUCGACGAAUGCUUUGAGCCCAUUAGGUGGUCGUGUGAAACACUAAUAGUGUUUGUGUCACGUGUCCGGUUGAGAGUCGGGGGGGACAGGCGCUUUAAAGACCGCGCUCCGGUCAUCUCAUUCAAGCUGCGAGACUGACAGACAAGAAGCGGAGGAGCCAAGACCACAAUCCGAGAGAUCAUCACCACCUAUCCGGUUUGAUGAAGCUUGAAGACGAGAAGUAAACUAUGAGAAGUUCCUCUUCUCACGCGUAAUUACGCACAUCAGAUCCCUUUUUUCCCCUCUUCUUUUUUUUUCUCUCAGCAAAGGAUGCUGGACCCCAAGGACUGUGGAGUGACAAUGACGUCCAGUCAUAAGAUUUCCUUUUCUAUAAUUGAUAUUUUGGAUCCGAAGAAAUUCAACAGCAAAAGGGCAAACGAACUUUCCAUCGUCACCGAGAAGUUUCCUGUGCCAAAUGCAGUGGGAGCAAGUGUGGAGUCGGACAGCACUGCAGGUGGAGACUUCAGAGUUGAGCGCAUGGAAACAGUGGAAGAAACAGGAGAUGAACACUCUGCAGCCUCCAAACAUCAUGCAGUUGAUGCUGACCCCCUUCUGCUCUCCCCACCGGCUGAAACAGAGGCCCGUCUCACCGGGGAGCAAGACGAUGGAGGGUCAACGGCGGUCACCUUGCAGGACCCCUCACCGCACAAGCGGCGACGCCCUGACCAGGCCUGCGCCAAACCACGGCGCGCCAGAACAGCAUUCACUUACGAGCAACUGGUCGCUCUGGAAAACAAGUUCCGCACAACUCGGUACUUGUCCGUGUGCGAGAGACUAAACCUGGCCCUGUCUUUGAGUCUGACUGAAACUCAGGUGAAAAUAUGGUUUCAGAACAGGAGGACCAAAUGGAAAAAGCAGAACCCCGGGGCGGACAGCACCUUGCAGUCCGGCUCUAAUUCUCUUGUCAACGUUAGUCAAAACCCUCCCACGUGUGGGUCAAGUCCCGCCAGCUUCCACCAAACUUUCCCUAACUUCAGCUCUGGGAAUGUGAUCUUCCACACAGCUGGUGUUCCGCUUUCUUCCACUGGAGGGCUCCUGCAUCCCUUCAUGUCUAGUGGUUUCGUCCAGCCGACUUAUUUUAAUCCACACCUAUGAAAGAAGCCAAGACUGACAUAUUGCAGCUGGUGAUACUUUUUUGGGAACAAAAUAACUUUUCAAAGCUUGAACUUGUUCUGCUCAGAAUCAUUGUAACUUAAUGUCAUGUCAUGUUUUACAGACUGAGGGGAAAAGGGAGCAUCUUCCUUAUGAAACUCAGAAAAAAAGCUGUUGACUGUCUUUAAUCUUUUGUCAUGAACUUUUUCCAAAACGCCAAAUACAUGACCUGUGACUGACAACUAUUUAAACAUUAGUGCUCCUCCUGUCAAAAGACUGCACCACUAUGCACUGAUUGUCUGUCCUUGUGUCUGCUGAACCACCUGCUCGCACCGUGCAUUUGACAGCUCAUACAGUAUAAUUUUCUGCAUCUGUGUAUUGCCUUACAUCUCAAACUGUGGCAUAUUGCAACCAUCCAAUAGCCAGCUGUGUUUCUACCUCUCACAGGCUUGCACAGCUUACGUCUGUUGCCAUUUAUACCACAUUAACAGUGUAACUUAAUUAA
Messenger RNA from Larimichthys crocea (large yellow croaker), 1871 nucleotides. It is a transcript of the gene nkx1-2a, whose product is annotated as NK1 transcription factor related 2-like,a. Bases 545 to 1369 code for a protein of 274 amino acids. Gene Ontology annotation, molecular function: RNA polymerase II cis-regulatory region sequence-specific DNA binding; DNA-binding transcription factor activity, RNA polymerase II-specific. NCBI's taxonomy places the organism in Eukaryota, Metazoa, Chordata, Actinopteri, Sciaenidae. Gene Ontology annotation, cellular component: nucleus. The record is from RefSeq and is a predicted model, not a curated record. Gene Ontology annotation, biological process: cell differentiation; regulation of transcription by RNA polymerase II. The transcript is spliced from 2 exons.